Messenger RNA from Leptosia nina, 948 nucleotides. Lineage: Eukaryota; Metazoa; Arthropoda; Insecta; Lepidoptera; Pieridae. The record is from the annotation of a GenBank genome assembly.
AUGAGAAAACUUAGAAAUUUGUGGUCUUCUCAUAAGAAAUAUUGCACCACCACUAUCGCACCCUUCAGGAGCUAUUCACCAAUCAGUGGUUACCCAAAUAGUUCCUAUGACGUAGACCGCACCUCCCUAUCAUAUAAUUCAUACACAAAUAGGCAAGAGUUGGGCACUCUGCAGCGUCAAGUAGACAACUUGGGAAGAUCAAUGCAACCCACGUUCUCGCCUACUAGCACCCAAGCACUUUCCUCGCACGCUCCCACAGCCGACAGAAUACAGUAUUCCGCAGCCCCUACCGGAUCCAACUUUACCAGAAAUGAGCCCUCCAGAAACUCCUCGUCUCGAGAUAGCAGAAGAACAAGCAACGAGCUCAAUAGAACAGAACUCUUAGUUCAGGAUAACAUGAAAACUAGCGAUAAUGUUCAAGAUACUGAAGCACAAAACAAAUUACAAAACAAUUUUAGCGAAGAACGUUCACGUGAAGGUACAGAAGAUAAAGAACAAUCAAAACAAUUUGAAAAUGAAGUUCCACCAUCAGCUAUCUCACAGGUUAGAAAAAACGAUAUAACAGAAAAGACCAGUGAACACAUAACAGAUCUCCCAGAAGACGUGACAGAUGUUGACCAAACAGUUAAUAGAGAAGAAAACUAUGUUCAAGACUAUCAAACUUAUGAACAAGGGUAUCAAAAUCAACCAGCUGGCUACCAAGAGGGAUAUGAACAACAAUACGGGGAUCAGCAGUAUGAAAAUUAUGAACAAUAUCCACAAUACGAUGCAAAUGUUGAAUAUAACAAUCAAUAUGAGAAUUAUGCUACUGAUGAAAAUUAUACAGACCAGAAUUAUACACAAGAAUAUAAUCCUGAUCAGUACCAGGAAAACAUCUCUGAAGCUCAACCGGACAAAGAAAUUAUUCAAAACAUUUCACCUGACAAAAACAUAGAUAGUCAAAGUUAG